Messenger RNA from Staurois parvus, 349 nucleotides. The record is from the annotation of a GenBank genome assembly. NCBI's taxonomy places the organism in Eukaryota, Metazoa, Chordata, Amphibia, Anura, Ranidae.
GGUGUUCCAAUCCCCUCCAUAACAUGUGAUUCAGGUGUUCUAAUCCUCUCCCGAUCAUGUGAUUCAGGUGUUCCAAUCCCCUCCAUAACAUGUGAUUCAGGUGUUCUAAUCCUCUCCCGAUCAUGUGAUUCAGGUGUUCCAAUCCCCUCCAUAACAUGUGAUUCAGGUGUUCUAAUCCUCUCCCGAUCAUGUGAUUCAGUUGUUCCAAUCCCCUCCAUAACAUGUGAUUCAGGUGUUCUAAUCCUCUCCCGAUCAUGUGAUUCAGGUGUUCCAAUCCCCUCCAUAACAUGUGAUUCAGAUGAGCCCAACAACAGUGUGUAGAGAGCUUCAUGGAAUGGGUUUCCAUGGC